AUGUCGAGUAGACAAUUACGAAAGUUACAACAACAGCGCGAGCUGGAACAGCAAGCCAAACUUCAAGCUCAAGAGGAAGCGGCAGAAGAAGAAGGAGAAGAAGAAUCCGAUGAAGAGCCACAACCUUCACAAUCAAAACCCAGCUUGUUUGCGAAUUUCGCAGCUUUAGAAGACUUAGAAGACGAUGACGAUGACGAGUCGAAGGGCGUCGAGGAAGAAGAAGAGUCAGCGGAAGAAGAACUGAUCGAACCCACACCAAUUGUGACACCGAAAAAACCCAAGAAGUCAAAGAAAAAGAAGAAGGUAAAAAAUGCUGGAAAAGGAAAAGAUUCUGCAAAAGCUGCUGAAGCUAAACCGAAGAAUGAUUUGGAUGAUAUUGAUCAAGCUUUGAAAGAGUUAAAUUUGAAGAAACCAAAUGCUACAAAUAUGACGAGUUCAGUCGAAGUGGAUGAAGAAUACGAGAGAGUCUGUUUUCUCUUGGGUAUCAACACACAGCAUCUCAAAGUUGCAAACGAAAUGCGAAGCUUAUUUGGACGAGCUGCUACAGAGCCAAAUGAAGAUCCUGGAGGACCUACUGGCCGUGGAGCAAGGAGAAGGCAACAUAAUCAAGAAAUGGAUUUAGAGACAGUCUUGAAGGGACGCCAUCAACCUGGCAAAGGACUUCCAGACCUUACCUUGCGACGUAACCUCUUCAUCCAGGGGAAGGAUGAAUGGCCAAAAUCUAGCUCGGGUGGAUUAACGAUGGAAGUCGUCAAAAAUCAAGAUGUGGUUGAUGGCACCAUAGAAUACAGAUUUGUACAUGAUCAAUCAUACCAAUCUGUGCAGGUAACAUUUCAAAGUCUGGUUGAAAUGGGUGAUCCGCAAAAUCUUAUUGGGUUAAUUGUGAGAUAUCCGUACAACAUUUCACUUCUUCUCCAAGUCAGCAAGAUUGCAAAAAAUCAAGGCGACCAUUCUCUAGCAUCGGAUCUGGUCGAAAGAGCUCUAUUUACGUUUGGCCGAAUCUCUUUGUCAUCCUUUGGUGCUAAAUUGGCCAAAGGUAAAGCUCGAUUAGAUUUCAGUAGACCAGAAAAUCGAGAACUUUGGUUAGCUGGAUAUCACUACAUAAAAUCUCUCGUCAUGAAGGGAACUUAUCGAACUGCUUUUGAAUGGGCAAAACUGCUCUUGAGUUUGGAUCCCGAAACUGAUCCAUAUUGCAUGAGAUGGAUGAUACACCAUCUUGCUUUACGUGCACAUGAAUUUCAAUGGCUUUUGGACUUUGCCGCCAGUCGAAAUAUACCCGAGUGGGCAAACACAAUAAAUUACGCCAAACCAUCAUUUGCCCUGGCCGCGCAACAACUUAAGGACGCGGUUAAAUGUAGAAGUCUUCUGUCGGAAUCUAUGCAACAGGUACCUUGGCUGUUUUGUCAACUGUUCCAAGAACUAAACCUUGACGCACCUCCGUCAAUUUGGGGAACACAACCACCAACUGCAUCUGAUACUUUCUUCACGCAAUUAUAUGUUCUCCAAACAAAAGAUCUUUGGAAUACUACCGAGUCUACUGCAUUACUCAUGGAAAUUGCGCAUACAAUUGAUAAGCCCGAUUUAUCAAAAACCCCCCUGCUAUCGGACCUCAAGGAAUUAAAUCUUGAUGUUGUUAGGUUUGUUUAUUUGGAGAAUCAACCAGAUUUGAUGAGUCUCGUCCCAUCAAAUCUCCUCCACAGAAGCAACAACUCGGAUUCAGAUCCAUUACCACCUUAUUCGAAUACCAUCUCCUACUCAUCUCAAAGAAGAAAUCUAGGAAAUGAGCACGAACCCGUUGAAGAUAGAUUUAAUGAUCCGCUCGCGGCUCUCGCACGACUCAUGCCAGGAUUUCCAGGAUUAGAAGCAUUCCGAGGCCGUGGAGUAGGGGGUGAUGAUAUCGAUGGUGGCGAUGAAUUAGAGAAUGAAGCAGAAGCACUUGAACGAUUAAGAAAUUUUGCAGAAGGAUUACCGGCAGGGGAACUGGAGGGAGAUGCCGAAGGAGAAUCAGAAGAACAACCACGUGGACCAUCACUUUCUGCAGCUUCAAGAAUCUUGCAAUAUCUUGGCUUUUGGAGAACACCGGAAAAUUUUGAUGAUAACUCUGAAGCGGAGGAGGAUAACAAUGAUUCAAUGUCUGGAUUGGUAGAUCCAGAGAGACAAGAUGGGGACCAUAGGCAGGCACGUGUCGAAGAUGUGGAUGACGAUGAAGAAAUGCCUGGUUCAACUUAA
Botrytis fragariae is the source of this 2229-nucleotide messenger RNA. RefSeq names its product putative nulp1-pending protein. Lineage: Eukaryota; Fungi; Ascomycota; Leotiomycetes; Helotiales; Sclerotiniaceae. Gene Ontology annotation, cellular component: RQC complex. Gene Ontology annotation, biological process: ribosome-associated ubiquitin-dependent protein catabolic process; rescue of stalled cytosolic ribosome. The transcript is spliced from 2 exons. The coding region runs from base 1 to 2229 and encodes 742 amino acids. The record is from RefSeq and is a predicted model, not a curated record.